This is a messenger RNA of Priapulus caudatus, 5153 nucleotides long. Its product is annotated as transmembrane protein 35-like. The record is from RefSeq and is a predicted model, not a curated record. Gene Ontology annotation, biological process: positive regulation of protein localization to cell surface; chaperone-mediated protein complex assembly. Lineage: Eukaryota; Metazoa; Priapulida; Priapulimorpha; Priapulimorphida; Priapulidae. Bases 19 to 543 code for a protein of 174 amino acids. Gene Ontology annotation, cellular component: endoplasmic reticulum. The transcript has 4 exons.
GUGACAACUUCUGCCAUAAUGGCAGCUCUGGCAUUGAGAGUAUUGUCAAUAACUUUAGGUCUUUAUUUUUGCUUUGUAGGUUCAUUAAAGGUGACACCAAAGAUUAACGAAGACGCAAACAAGCAGUUUAGAACAACUUUUAUAUCCUAUUCAAGGUAUUUUCCUUUAUCUAAAUAUCAUGGCUGGCGACCACAUCCUCGAACAUACCGACAGUUUUAUGGCUAUGCAGAAAUAGUUUCUGGGGCAAUACUGGUUCUUUUUCCUGCCAAAGGGGUUUUAAGAUUUGCAAAAUUGGCUGCCAAUGUUGUUCUGACGAUACUGAUGUCCACAACCUUGACCAGCCACUAUCUAAGGGGAGAUGGAUUUGAAACCAUGUCCGGCCAACUAGUCAUGUCAUUGCUCCUCCUCUGCCGACUAAUAGUUUUUUACCAGGUGACAGCAAGAGAAAACAAAGAGGCACUUUACUCCAAGAAACGAGAAGAGAUGCUGAGGCAGGCAUUGGAUGCUGCUGAAAAAGUCUCCCAAUCUAAGAAGGAUGAGUGAGCAAUGGUAUAAAAUCAUCUCAGCUAACCUUGCAGUUUUCUUUGCGAAAAGAAUUUCACUGGUUAUCACAUUCGCACGUGCAUGUCCAGUGAUGAUGCAUACUUUUAGAAUGGUAAUUCUAGACAGUCCCUCAGUUCUCUUCAGUGGUUAUAACAACAUUGUUUUGCCACUCUUAACUAGUGACAGAUAGAAAGGGUUAUUUAUAGAGGAUAAGAUGAGAAGGAGAGUUCAUAGUGGGAAAUGGUUUCUUGUAGAGAGUUGGAGGUGGAAGUGGUAAAGGACUAAAUACGUACUUAUUUAAGAGAAAACAGUGUACUGGUGAGUUUUGUAAUGAGUCAGGUAUCAAGUGAUUACUCUCUUCACACAUGAAUGCUAUAUCCACUGCCAAACAUAGCAAGCUAGUCACAAUAGAGGUAUUAAUUGCAUUUAGCUCUCAGUCUCAGUUGAGUUAUUAAAGGCUCACUCUAAGUUUUCUGAUUACACUGAUUAAAUUUUAUCAUAUUCUUAUGGAAAUAUGCAAUUAAAUUGAUCCUUUGCAAAUUGUCAAGAUCUAAGUAAUUUAUUGGUAGCCAGUGUACAGCACGUUGCAUUUAAUAUUGAGCUUGAGUUUCUGAACUACUUGAAAAAUUUAGCUAAAAAAUGGCUGGCAGCAAAAGUUAAUCUCAUCUUUUUAUUUCUUAUUAUUACAUCUUGGAUCUCAAUUGAAAAAAAGUAUUCAGGUUGCUGCCCUCGCAUUUUUUAAUGUAAUCAGGUUUUUCGUAAUCUUUUGCCUUGCGACAGGCCACAUACUGAGCUGUCUAGUUCAUAUUCUGCAUGCCACAACAUAGUAAUUUAGGCUGCAGGAUUAAUUACUGAAAAGUAGUCUAACACUACAUGGAUUCCAUUUCCUUUAUGAAACACUCCUCAUAUCACUCGUCCCAGUUUACUCAGCUAAAAACAUGAACACUCGCAGUUUGCUGUUGCAGUAAUGGGAUAACCAACUAGUUGCAAUGAGCUAUAAAUAAUUGUAUUUAUUUGAGCCAAGGCUUGUUCUGCUUGGUUAUAUGCAAGAGCAUCACGGUCAUUGAUUACAUGGUGAGAGAAUAUUCAUUCCUAGCUGUGUAAAAUACUGUGUUUGUUCGCCACAUGACGUGACUGUGUUGUCUAGUUGAUCCCUGAGAGGACGAAGCACUCUGUGGGGUUGCUAACUAUAUUGAGAUUUCAUAACUCGCUAGUCAAAUUAAAUGUAAAUACACCCGGUCAUCGUAACCGCGUGCUUCUGUAUGUUAAAGUAAAACAUGAAUAACUAGGUUCAUGUCAAUGCCUGCUAAAAUGUACGUUUCACCCGCUCAGCGUGCUUGCAUUGUUACUGCGUGUAGAGCUGUGAUUCUUUGUUGUUCCCAUCAUUUAUCUAUGGAUGGCUGAUUGUCACUUUGCCUUUUUGGUGCCAUCUUAUCUCUCAGUAGGAUCAGACUGUGGCACUCAAAGAUAAACAGCCUGACAUAAAAAAAACUCACAGGAGGUGGUUUGCUGCUUAUUUUAUAUAUGCGUGGAAACAGGAGUACACAGUUGCUGUCAUAAGUGCACAGUUCGUUGAUGAUCACCCACGAUAAUUUUUGAUAGACCGUAAGGAAUAGCGGUCUUUACAGGCAUGCCUUGUAACAAAAAGAGAUGGCUUGGAAAUUGGAUGUUGAUCUCAUUUGUGUUAUUUUUUAUUAAAAUAUACCGAGUCUCCAGAUUUCAACAGCAUUGUGUUAAGUUUAAAUGUGGGUUGUUUGUGCUGCAUACCAAUUUUUAAUGUUUAAUGUCAAUGGGAAAUUUGAAUGUGUCUUGCCAGUAUUUGCCAGUAGGCCUACUGCACGUGCUUGCCAGUACUGCACGAAAUUGCCAGUACUGCACGAAAUUGCCAGUAUUAUUUGUUAUGGGUGACACCAUUGUAUGUACUUGCUUCUGGUGGCAUAGGUGAAAGUUUCCUUUUUGAAUUAUUUCACCAUGUUUUAUAGGCACCUAUUUAUUAGAUUCUAGUUGUCAUUGAACAACGAAAAUUGGUGUAUAGCAUGAUUAAAACCUGUAUUAAUGUAAUAUAAUGUUGAAAAAUAUGUUAGCGGCCUCCUUUGACUGGUAUCUAGCAGGAGUGUUGCAUAGUGUAAUUUAUAAGCAUUUGGCAAUAAUUGGACUUAUAAAAGGUAAAUGAAUUUAGAGUUUGUAGUCAAACUGAAGUAGCAGCCCAUGCAUGUAAAGAAAACGGUGUUUGAAGCUAAAUGUUCGUUGAAGAACAUUCCAAGCAAGUUGUAUUUAACCACUAGUGAAGCAUUUCCCCAGUUACUACUGCAGUUUUCUUUUUUCAUUAUGUAUACUUCAAACUACAAAUCAUUCACUGCUUUAAUUUCAUAGAAAAGCUAUAAGAUAACGUAAAUCUCUAUUUCCUUUUUGACAAUAAAUGUAUUUUUGUUAGUUUUCUUGAAACUUACAAAAAUACUCAUAUAAUGAUAAGGAUCUUCUACAUCUCAUCAGAGGUGAGUCAAUUCUGUGUAAGGUAUGUUUCGUACUUAUAAGUUUUGGAUUUUUUUUUACUAUUUAGUACUACGGAAUAUAAUUAAAGUAGACGCUUUGUUUGCAUGAUAACCUGAGACCAUAUAGAGACCAUGAUAGUUACAUUAUUAAUUAUAUUGAUCUUUAUGUUAUGUCAAUAUACAGUAACAAUUUACCUAUUACAUAAUAACAUUAGUAGGCUCAUGUAGAAGCGAUAGCAGUAGACAUUACAACAGUUGGUAAAGAACUAUCUCAUAAUCUGUUACUUUGAUUAGUAUCCGAGUAUUAGGUUUAAAUGAGUAUUUUGUGGUAUCGAUGUUGUAUACAAAUGCCUUUGCAUGUAGGGGAUUCCUUAUUUAAACUAGAAUUGUUUAAUUACUUCAUGUAAAUGUUAGUGCCUAGAAAAGCUAGGCAAGCUACAUACAAUUAACUCGCGGGAAUAUUGAAAUAUUGAUAUGAUUGAGUGGAGUUGCUGAAUACCAAAGAAAUUUCAUCACAAAAUAAGUUUUAUUUAAUAGUAUACAGUUGGGGUUUAUUUACUGCAAGUUAAGCAAGGACACGCGCACACACACAUGCACGUGCGCACACUAGGACUGAUAUGUGUAUGUUGCACCGAGUCGGCCGAUGUCAAAGAUACCAAGUCAUGUCAGUCUCUAAAUGUUCUACUACAUGGGAUAAAAAACACAUGCUAUAUCUGGUUUACUCAUGUAACUCACGAGCUUUGCACAAAACUGAUUGUACGAACCAGCCUAAUUCACUUGAAUGUACUUGUCAUGGAUGCUGUUGAUUUGUUUUUGAAAAAAACCUCAAAUUCUCUCAAACCAAAAAAUGCUCAUUGAUGCAACUAUGGGAGCAUUGCAUAAAAAUUCCGUAUAAAAUAUCUGGAAAUAAUUGUAAUCGGUGGUGUAAUUGUACUGUAUUUGUUGUCAAAUCGGUACACACUGUGAGAGUUUCAAGUGUGUGCAGUCGAGACAGAUUAGAAAAUACAGGUGGAGCUAAAAAUUAACCUGCCUUAUGUGAGUUGCCAAUCCUCAUGUUGUUUACUUAUAAUAAUUGCCGGUAAUUGUACAUGAGGGUGGACGUGUUAAUGUGCGAUUGCUAAUGCAGUUGAAAUCUGCCUCUCUCUGCAUCGUUCAGCGAGCAUACAUUGUUACUGUUUUCAUGCAAACUGCUUAGAGGUGUGCAGAAUACAUGCAGGUAGUUUCUUGCUGUGUGACACAGAGUGCAGUAUGUUGUGCAAUAACAAUAAUAGGAGGGCCAGGCCCCCCUUCGUAAAUCACUUCCUUCGCCUUCAACUCCGAUUUAAAUUUAAAGUAAAUUUGUUACCGACUAAUUUCUUGAAUACGAAUAGAAUGUGUAGAGCAAAUGUCAAAUCAACUUCCUUGCAUACCUAUCAAUCCAAGAAAUCCAGUGUCAGGUCACUGCAAAUAAGAAAUCGUAUGAUUGCUAUUGGUGUACUUUGGGGUGUCUUUAACCUUCAGCAACGUGUGUGCGCAUGCGACUUCAACUAGGAAUGUUAAUAAUAGGGUGUGUCCACGUAGAAUUUGGAUUUAUCUUGUUAUUCUGUAUAUCGUGACUCUUUUUACCGAUAAAUUUGGUGUACAUGUAUCCCAUUGUAAUUUAUAGUCGUGUGUUGUGGUAUGUUCAAUACACGUGAGAUUUUUUCUCAAAAUAAUUGACUUUGUCAUAAACAUUUGCUUUGUUGUUAUAUUUAUCAAAUUAUGACAGCCCAGUACUGGUAAAUAUUGUACCAAACCUAAGGAGCAAAGCACACAAAAAUCCAUUUGAUAUUUAAAAUUUUACAUUAUUUCCAUAAUUAUAUAGGUUUACAAAAAUGCCCUGCAGUAACAAAAUAUGACAUGUCCCCAAACUUUCAGUAUUACAUUGAGAAACUUAUAAUUUGAUGUAAUCACUAUUACCUACACAUGUAUACAUCUUCCAGACAGUAGGUUCUGUGCAUGAAAAGUCAUUACAGUUCCUUAUUUGACAAGUUUUUUUUAAAAGAAUUACUAGGCCUACACCUUGAAUGUCUGCAAACUUCCUUAUUCUCUCAACAAAAUGUAUUAGGCAUAGAAACUUUGAGCAUGGUUGUCUAUCAA